AGCUUGGUUUGGUUUCCGCCUUUAUAGAUAUAAUAUUUUUUUUAAAUAUCAUCAGCGGCACCUAUUCCUAUUUUUCUUGUAUAUUUAAAGUCAAGAAUGACAUCUGAUUCUUUCUAUUUUAUUAUUUCUUGAUAUCCUAUAUACGAUUGAAUAUAUCUAUUUGAUCUAUUAUGAAUACCAUUACAUACUCUUAUUUCUCACAACAUAGCACUAAUACUAACAAAUUAAACAUACAAUUAUCACCACCUAUAUCACCUAAACUGAUUUCAGUAUCACCAUCACAACAUCAAUCAAAUACACAAAACUAUUCUUCUUCUCUUUUCAUUUCUGAAAACCAACUUUUUAAUACGUCCAUAGUGGAGAAUGGAAGUGAAACAUCAGAACAUAGUGACAUAAAUGAAAGUUUAAAAAUUUGUGUAGAAGGCAUUCCUGAACAGGGUGCAAAAUCGCGCGUAGAAACACAAAUCAAACUUAAUAUUUCACUUACAACAAAGGACGGCACUAAAGCUCCUUAUUAUUGGACACAUAUUAAAAUUCCAAAUUCUUUACUCGCAAGAUCAAAAUUAAAAAAAAGUCAACAGCAAAAACUACAUUAUGGUAGCGCUGCCACAAUUGUGUCAGAUGAAUCAAAAGUUCUUCAAUUAGAGGCUCGUGUAGUAUGUGAAAGCGAUGAAACAAGAAAAAUUAAAAUGUGUCAAGGCUGUGUUCGUCGAGAGCGUAAGCGUGCUGAAAGAAAAAAGGACUCUAAACAUUCUAUUUAUGAUUUAAACUCUAUUAGAAUGGAUGAAGCAUUCGAACGUGAGAGACAACGUAUUCUUUUAUUUAAUUGUGAUCCUCUUUUAAAUUUUUCAACUGACUCUAUUACUUUGCCUACUCGUAUUACAUGUUAUUGUCGCCAUCAUAAUGAACGCAUAGGUUUUCGUAUCCGAUUUGCCUUACGGAGUAAUAAAGGUAUCGUUGUCGCUACGGGUGAAUCGCCUCCGAUUAUGAUUACAGAUGAUCAUAAGAGUUCAAAAUCACGUACCCCUUCUAUUAGUAGUGAUACUAUCAUUUCUACUAUAAGAAAAAGACAUAGAACAAGAUCUAAAAAAGUUGAACAAAAUAACCAUAAUUAUGCACAGAUGACCCAUGUUUCUCGUCGUCAAAAAUACAAUAGCAAUCACGGAGAUAAAUCCAAAGAUAAUGUAAACCCCAUGUAUUCUUCUGUUACCUCAAGCUGUUUUCCUUCUAGUACAGCAUCCACUCCCUCUAUCCUUGGCCAUUUCUCAACCAUUUCUCCUCUGAUGACCCCUGGAGGUGAAGAGUUGAAGGGAAGUAUGUCUCCGAGAACUCCUACAAAUUCAUUCAACAACAACAACUGGCAAAAUAGAAUGUUUCAGACGAUAGCAAAUAGCGAUAAUGAGAAUAGAAUUCAGGUUCCGGUAUCGAUAUCGGAAAGGUCAACGUCAACGUCAACGUCAACGUCAACAAACUCGCUGCAUAACGAGAAUCUCACUUUAUCACAAAAUACAAAAAUAGCUGAUUCAUUUAUUCCUUCUUUAUCCUGUCAAUAUCCUCAAUUUGAAGAGACAUUCAUGGACACAUAUUAUCCCUCAGUUAACAUACCAAUAGAUUAUUCUCUCUUCUAUUCUCAUCAUCCUUAUUCUACUACUUCUUAUACCGCAUAUUCAACUCCUUCCACUAUCUCACCUAUCAGUCUUCCUGCUCGUCUCCCUCAAGACUUGCCUAUCUUAUCUCAACUCAUACCUUCCAGCGGUCCAUCUACAGGUGGCUUUAAGAUUACGGUUCUAGGUCAAAAUUUUUACCAAGGAUUAACAUUGAUGUUUGGUAAUCGUGCUGCUACUAUUUUAAAUUGCAGUCCAAGCUCUCUUGUAUGUAUUUUACCACCUGUUGUUGAAGGACGAGAGGGCCCCGUUGCUGUUACCUUUAAGGAACAUCCUCUCCGGCCAAUGGAUCCUAUACCACCUUUAUUUAAUUAUUAUGAAUCAGGACAUCAAGAUAUGAUGGAUCUUUCAUUGCAAAUGAUUGGAUUAAAGACUGCUAAAGAUACCAUGACAUACCCUUAUCAUCAAUACGAUGAUAAAGAAAAAGAAGAGCAACACAUCAUCCAUAUCCUCUUACAACAUCAGUUAAUGAUCAAUAAUUCCCUUUUAGUUCAAAGAACAAAUAAAGGAGGACAGAAUUUGGCUCAUCUUGCUGCUCAUCUUAAUUUUCCUAUGCUUACUCUUUUUUUACUUGAAAGAAACCCAUCCCUUGUUCAUUCUCAAGAUCAAAAUGGACUAUCCCCUCUACAUUUUGCUUUAAGGUCAAGAGCAACUCAAGUCAUUGAAAGAUUAUUGAAGGCAGGCGCCAAUUUAGGAUUAGUCUCUAAUCUUGGAACCCCUCUCGAUUUUGUAAAUACUCUAUUGAAUACAAAUGAAUAUUAUGAAUUUAGAAGACAGAUUCAACAGGAUCAUUUGCUUGUUAAACCAAGAAAUGCUAUUUCCUGGUUACCAAGUCUAUUCGUAUAUGCUGCCUCUCAGUACUAUCAAUAUAGUCAUGUUGAUAUAAUACCUUAUGUAGACUUUCAUUUUAAUAAUUCUAUCAUGAUACAAGACAAUAAUCCUUUAGUCUAUCAUGUAUGAAAAGAAAAAGGAAAAAAAAAAUGCAUAGUUUAUAAAACCGUGUUGAAGUUGUUAUUAUUCAUUUAUUUUACCCCUAUUAAGCGCAACUCAUCCUUCUCUUAACGUUAUACCCUUCUUUCUGCAUUUUUCUUCUCCC
This is a messenger RNA of Cokeromyces recurvatus, 2760 nucleotides long. RefSeq lists its product as uncharacterized. Gene Ontology annotation, molecular function: protein binding. The record is from RefSeq and is a predicted model, not a curated record. The transcript is spliced from 7 exons. Lineage: Eukaryota; Fungi; Mucoromycota; Mucoromycetes; Mucorales; Mucoraceae. The coding region runs from base 171 to 2624 and encodes 817 amino acids.